Molecule: messenger RNA, 608 nt
Organism: Branchiostoma belcheri (Belcher's lancelet)
Lineage: Eukaryota; Metazoa; Chordata; Leptocardii; Amphioxiformes; Branchiostomatidae
Product: lysozyme g-like
Exons: 5
Coding region: 66-602 (178 amino acids)
Biological process (GO): defense response to Gram-positive bacterium; peptidoglycan catabolic process
Cellular component (GO): extracellular region
Molecular function (GO): lysozyme activity
Source: RefSeq, a predicted model, not a curated record
UGAGUACGACGGCUCAUACUACCCAUCAUCACCAUGGAGAUACAAAUGGAGACUAUGGAAACAUCAUGAUAGUAGACACAACAGGAGCCAGUGCGGAGACCUCCAGCCAAGACGGCCUCGGCUACUCAGGCGUUGCUGCUUCCCACCAAAUGGCCAGUACGGACCAUUCCCGGCUGAACUACUACAGGCAGCAAAUAUUUGAAGCUGCCAACGCCAAGAACAUGGACCCCGCUAUCAUCGCCGCCAUCAUCAGCCGUGAGACACGCGCAGGCGCAGCACUGGCUGCCGACGGAACAGGGGAUCAUGGGAACGGAUUCGGGCUCAUGCAGGUGGACUACCGUUACCACACUCCUGUAGGCGGUCCGUACAGUACCGAGCACAUCAAACAGGGAACUCAGAUCCUCAUCGACACCAUCAACUGUGUACAGCAGAGACAUCCUAGCUGGACCGCCGAAAUGGCCCUCAAGGGCGGAAUUUCCGGGUACAACGCCGGCUGUGGUAACGUACAGAGUUACGCCGGGAUGGACGUAGACACAACUGGAGACGACUACGCCAACGAUGUGGUCGCGCGCGCCCAGUGGCUGAAAGCUCAUGGUUUUUAGUUUCCA